CAUCUCUUGUGGGUGUGUGAGACGUGCUCGCUAAGCAACGACCUGCAAACGGCAUCCGAGUCCGAGCAAAAACAGGAACCACAGUGUUUUCGUGUAUCUUGCGAUGUUCCCAAAGCUAUUUUGCCAGCGUCUGCAUUGAUUUCACAACAGUUGGUGCCUCUCCAGACGCCAGCCACAGAAACCACACAAGAAAUUGAUGCAUCUUGCUCUCCGUUCCUGUUUGUUUUGACCUGUGUAGCUACAGAGGAAUCCUGCAAGAGGAUUAGCGGUCCGUCAAUGAGGAACUACCGGCUCAUCUUCUGCCACAACCUGAAGCAGCCAUAGAUGGUUCACUGGUUCACUGGCCAGGGGAGGAGAGGAUAACACACACUUUCACUGCUACACGACGUGAGGUCUCGGUGGGGCUGUGGUGAGGAGGAGGAGGAGGCCAUGAGGAAGAGCGUGUCUCUGUUGCCAGGCAACGAGGGCGGGAGCUCAGCCACCACCACACGGGUGUUUGGUGUUCCGUUGGAGGAGGUGACACAUACUCACACACUCAGCGGCCAUGAGGUCCCUGCGCUGGUCAAACACAUCGUCGACUACAUCGAGGAGCAUGGUCAUCUGGACCUGGAGGGGCUCUUCCUGGUCAACGGCAACGCAGAGCGUGUGGAUUGGCUGCGUCAGCGCUACGACAGCGGCGAGGAGGUGGAGCUAGAGAAGGAAGCAGACCUGGCCUCAGCUGUCAGUUUGCUCCGCCUCUUCCUGCAGGAGCUUCCUGAACCCGUCAUUCCCACGGCAAUACAGGGACACAUACUACAGCUACACCAAGAUUACAGUAAUGAAGAGGAGCUGUGUCGGAACAUGAAGUACCUGCUGCAACAGCUCCCCCAGCUGAACUAUGGCCUGUUGCGAUUCCUGUGCCGCUUCCUGGCCAGCGUGGCAUCGCUGCAGCAGGAGAGCUGGAACGUCGCGGCGCUGGCCGCCGUUUUUGGACCAGACAUCUUCCAUCUGUCAACAGAAGGAGAGGAUCUUAGAGACCAGGACUCAGUUAGCAGGGUCCUGACAGAACUGUUGGACAACCAGGAGGGCCUGUUUGACUCGGAGGACGACGAUGUCUCCACUACCAACGACUACAGCUCCAUCAAUGAGCAGAUCACAGAGCUUUUGGAUGAUGAGAAGUGUGAAGCAGAGUGUGAAGAGCUGCCUCAGGACGGGGAGGAGGGCCCUGCCUCUUCCGACUCACCACAACACACACACAACAACGACAGCCCUGCAACUAGCUCCCACCUCUCCCCUAUAUCCAUCCUGCCCACUGAUUCUGCUGACAUAAUACAGCGGACCAUUAGGGCUGCGGUGGAGCAACGCUUCUUUGAACUGAAGACCUCCAUUGACCAAGACCUCAGCAACUAUGACAGCCAGGGGGUGGGUUCCAGUGAUCCUGCAGCCCAGAGUUGCCAUGGAGAUGAGAAACAACAGACGGAUUCUGAGGACAGUCCUUGCUCCACGGAUGGGGAAACCCCACUCACACAGACUGCGCAGCGCACACAGUGCAGCGAGACAGACACACAGGAUGCGAUAGAGACUGGCACUGCCCAGGAAGAGAGCUUGGGAAUGGACCUGGACACAGAGGCCCUUAUAGAUGCUGAGAACAACAUCAACACUACCAGGCAGGACAGCCAACCCUGUGACAACAUGGAGCAGACUGAUACCAUAAGCUGUGACUCUGGGUCGAGACGGUGUGACCAGAAUGCCAAUACCAGUGAGACCAACAGGAACCACCUGUCUCCAUACCAACAGAGCACUGGCCACAGCCCCCACCUCCAUCUCUUCCCCGACAACCAGUGGGAAGCGUCACCCCCCUCCCAUCUCCACCUUCCCCCCAUAGACUUCUCAUGUAUGCAUCUGCAAAAGGAAGGACAAGACCCGGUCCCAGCCUACAAGUCCUGGCAAGAUGACAAUGAGAGUGGAGAGGCGCAGCUCUCCCCCCUGGCCGGUCGCAUGGUCCCCCUGCCCCCGCUGCCCCUGGAGGAGGAGGGGGAGGAGGAAGAGGGGGAGGGAGGGCCAGACGCCUCCCCCUCCUCCUCCCGCUCCCACAGCCACCUCCUGGCACGACGCUUCCUCGACUUCGGAGCGCACAGUGCCCAGCGCUUCCUCCAGCAGGACCCCGACGCCACCUCGCCCACCAAAGCACAGAGGCCCCGUCGAGCGUCAUUCGGCUCCAAAGAGGCGAUGCGAGGAGGAGACACGGUGUCCCACCAGCUCACCAAGAAGCUGCAACACCUCAAGAAGAAAAUAAAACAGUUUGAAGAACAGUUUGAGAAGGAGAGGAAUUACAAGCCCUCUCAUGGAGAUAAGGCAGCUAACCCCAAAGUCCUCAAAUGGAUGACUGACCUCACCAAGAUCCGCAGGCAAAUUAAAGGACGCCAGCACCAUCUUUUACCCAGAAGCACCCUGAGGCACCAGGCUUUGCUCCAUUCACACAGACGCCACCAUGCUCCCCCUUGCCCCUCCUCCUCCUCCUCCUCCUCCUCCUUCUCCUCUACCUGCUCACCCCCCCAUCACACACUCACCCCCCCUCACCACCCCCACUCAGGCCUGUGCUCUAGACAGUAUCACCUCAAUGCCAAACAUCGUGCAGAGAGCGAGCUGGGGCCUCAGACUCGUCCGAGGAGCAACACCCUGCCCAAGAGCUUCGGCUCCUCGCUGGACCACAGCACCCAUAAUGCAUCCGGGGACGUCAAGGAUCAGCAUCCCACCAGGGAGGAGACCCUGGAGUUGAUCCAGCGCAGGGUCAAAGGGAAGAGGCAAGAGGAUGGAUGGCCUGAAGACAUCAAGAAAAUGACAAAGGAGCAGCUGUCCUGUGAGAAGACGGUCCUUCAGAAGAACCUGCUGCACUACGAAGGCCUGCAUGGUCGACCUGUGACCAGAGAGGAGCGUCUGGUGGUGAAGCCUCUCUACGAUCGCUACAGACUGGUCAAGCAGAUGCUCACCAGAGUCAGCAUCACACCUAUUAUAGUGUCCCCUUCUAGCAAGAGGCGGAGCCAGACCCUCCAGCCAAUCAUCGAGGGCGAAACUGCCCACUUCUGCGACGAGAUCAAGGAAGAGGAAGAGGAUGAAGGGAAAGGAGCAGAGGAGGACCAAGAGGAGGAGAGGGAGGGGGAGGAUGAGGAUGAUGAGGAGGGAGAGAGCAGUGGCGGGGAGGUGCAGAGCUCCGAGGUCAUCAUGGCGCUCGACCCCUUGACCCCAGGCGACGGGCCAAUGAGGAGCCAGAACGACCCCGACAGCCAGACCGACAAGAGCCAGACGGGAGGCCCGAUGAAAGCCAAGCUGGAGGAGGGGUCAGGCAAGCUGGCACUGGACCUGCGGCUGUCCAGCUCCAACGCCUCAUCUAUGCCAGAGUUACUGGAGCAGCUGUGGAAGGCCAGAGCAGAGAAGAAGAAACUGAGGAAGACCAUCAGAGAGUUUGAGGAAGAUUUCUAUCAGCAUAAUGGCAGAAAUGUUCAGAAGGAGGACCGAGUGCCGAUGCUGGAGGAGUACAGGGAGUACAAAAGGAUCAAGGCCAAACUCCGCCUCCUGGAAGUCCUCAUCAGCAAGCAGGAUUCCUCCAAAUCCAUCUAGACCCGCCCUCCCUGGACACCCACGGCACAUCAGGUACCCUUAACAGCCGCAAGGACCCGCCCAUCCAGGAAGUCCUUCAGCCAGCCAGGCGUCAUCACAACUACGAGGGCCGGCCCACCUCGGAAAACCUCCAGCCAAUGAUUUUCCACAACCGUACGGGACAUGCCCACUGUGGACGUCCUCAGCCAUUUGACAUCCAUCAUUUCUGAGAGGACACGUCUACUCAUGAAGUCCUUUUGAACAUCAAGACACAUCAGGACACUCAUGUCACCUCCUCUUGUGAUGCUGCACUCAUGUCAUAUGGGGAAAAAAAAAAAAAACAACUCAGAUGUUUGAAAGCAUUUGCUUUAAGUGUUAAAAUUUGAACUUGAUAGAAGUGUUACGUCUUCACUCGUUCAAAUUAAUUUAAGCCAUCAACAUGCCAUAAUUGAAGUUUACUGUGUAGACGGUGGUGGCUGUUUGGCCUUUUCAUACUUUACACACAUUUACUGAGUGAUAUGUUUUACAAAUCCAUGUUUUACAGAGAACUGAACAUCACAAAUAUCAAAUCCAGUCAGUAGUCGUGUCUGGCUGUGGCCUUGUUGUGUGUGAGCACCACAUUACUUGAAAUUUGUUGUAGUAUUUGACAUAAAUACAUCAUUCCCCGCUCUUGAUACUAAGUAUUUCCUUAUUGGUGACAAGUUGGACAAAUUGGGUCCACUGCCAAAGUGAUUUAGUGUUUACCACCUUAAAGACGACAUGAAUGGAGGGGCACAUUUACCAUCCUUCCCAUAUGACAUGAAUGCAGCAUCACCCGUGGCCCCGCCCACUUUCCCCACCACUCCAUUCUGCCUGCGCGUCAUCUGACCCCCGGCCACAGCUAAUACAUAAAGCCACCAUGUUUAAAGAGGAACCACCGUCAUCAUCAUCAUCAUCAUAUUGUCAUUCCACCAACCACGCUCAAGACUUUGCUCUUGUUUUUUCAUGUCUCAUUUUUCCUCUCUCCGAGGAAAAAAAUAAUACGUUCUGACUUUUUUUCUAACAUUUUUUUUUUCUGCUAUUGUCAAUCUUAUUUAUGGAUGUUGCUCUAGUGUUGUUUUUCUUUUUUUUUUUUUUUUCCCUCACGCUGAGGAAUCUUAUCGGACAACUUGAGGACCUGCAUUUUACACGCUCUUCGCUCAAACACUUGUUCUUUUGUUUGGGACGUCGCGCUCCUUGACAAGUCCCGCCCUCCGCGUCCUUCCGGGAGACGAGGUUUGGUUGAACCGCUCCGCUCUGAGGCGACGGGUGAUUUUAAUCUCUCAGACUUUCCGAGUGUUUGUGGAUUCAGUUCACAGAACUCCAUCCAGCGCAUCCCGGAUGCUUCACCUUCUGACUGGUUUUAAGAUUAACUCACAAAGUCGAAAAAGAAAUGAGCAUUCACGUGUAUGUAUUCCUGUUCAGUUGAUAUAUACAUACAUGUUUGUUUUGUGAGACACUACUAUGUCCAUGUUUUCUUGAAUGGAAAAUAAUAACUUGUGUUUCAAGGGAAAAGAUAAAAAAAAAAAAAACCUGUUGAUAUUACUGUUAAUGUGAUAUUUACAGUUUGACCUUCACACUGUUCUGAAAGGAAACUGAUUGAAUGCAUCAGUUCAUGACUGGUUCUCAUUUUAUCAUUAUUUUUUUUCUAUUCUUGAGCCUUUUUUUUUUCUAUUUAAAGAUGUUUGUCAGUAAAUCCUAUCAUACAGUAGUAUUCCAUGCAUCUGUCACUCACAAAUUCUCUCUGCAGUAAGGCUGGACUCGGAUUCCCAUGAGCCUCUUGGCGCCGAGAGCCCCACUGGCUUUCUGGAAGAUCUUAAUGCUGCCUCGUGCUCCUCGUAAGCUCUGAUCCCUGAAUGUGUAAGACAUAAAUUUCAUGCAUUCAGAUCUCCAUUGUUGGAGUUAUAGAAAAUCCAAAUUCUUUCUUCUCGAAAAUUGUGAUAUUUUUGGCAGAACCUGAAGGCAGCGUUAGUGUGGCUCUGACGGAUGUUUGAUCGUAGCUCUCACAUGUUUAUUUGUACGGCUCAGAUUCCAACACUGCCAGAGCAGGUUUUGAACACAGAGAGGCAACGCUGUCUUUGUUUCAGUAAACAGGAAGUUUGGACACAAAAUAAUUUAGAUUCCAGCAUUUAACUCUCACACAGGAAGUAUUGUAAUCCUCCAGCGUCGUCUUGAUUUUUUCCUGGUUGAUUUGCAACAGGCAACUUCGAGGACAGCUAUAACCGUUUGCCACUAACAUUCAGAGCUGAGGUCCUGAUUAGUGUGUUAGCGAGAGGCCGUGUGAGUGUGUGUGUGUGCUGGGGAAGAGGAUGACUCCUCCAGAAGCCAUGCUACCUUGUGUUGGACAGAGGGAGUCCAGAGGUCGGAGAGCCAUUGAGUCUCACCUCCGGCCUCCUGCCAAAUGAAUUAUGGGAUGUACAAGCUGCUGUAGGCCAGUAGUCAGAGUAGAGAAAUAUUUUUGCCCUGGCCGGGGCGGGGUGCCACCACCCUGCGGAGCCUCCACCCCCUCAAAGAGGCCGGGGGACGAUGACAGUCACACCGACGGUAAACUGGAGGUUGAUAUCGACUGCAGUCUGUCAGUGGAAGGCAGUGAUAUGGAGUGAAAAUGAUGCUGUGUGCGUGCGUGCGUGCGUGCGUGUGUGUGUGUGUGUGUGUGCAUGUGUGAGAGGGAUAAAGAGAGUCCAUGGGAUGUUGCGGUAUGUGUGUGUGCGGUGGUAAAGGAGGAUGGCGGUUCAUGUAAAAAAGAUGUUAUUUGCACAGCAUUCAGAGAAUGCAGCCCGUUUGUGUUUGUCAGUUUAAUUUCUAAAAUAAAGCACUGCUUAUAUACAAAUAUAAAUAUAUAAAUAUAUAUAGAUAUAUAUAUAGAUAUUACACCCGAAGGAAUGAAUGUCACAAAUGUUUAAAUUAUUUCAAAUGACAUGUUUGGCCCCUUUUGUUUGUUUCAUUAUAUCUGUGACACUCUGAGAAUGUUUUUCUUUUUUCUUUUUUUUUUAAUAUUACUAUUAUUAUUGCUAUUACUAUCAUUACCAUUGUUUUGUAUGAUAAUAAUAAUGACGACAAUAAUCCUUUUUGUAUUUACUCACUAAACCCCUGUACAAACAGCUGUAGUAGUUAGUCUGGCACUGUGUUGGCUAAUCAGACCUGAACCUGCUUCGUUCUUUUCUUUGCGUUUGGUUUGGAUUUGUUUUCUGUGUAAGAUAUAAGCUAAUAGAGAUGCAGUACUGUAGUGAGCUUGCAUGGCAGCACAGCAUAAUAGUAUGAAUAACAUAUGAUGUAUUGUUUCUUUCUAUUAUUUGUGCCAUGAAGAAGAAGCAAUAAUAAUAAUAAAAAAAAAAAAAAUAUUGCGUGAGGUCCUGCAGUAUCCAGUAUCGGGAAUCGUGGUGAUGUUGGGAUGGAUCCGACCGUGUGUGUGUGUGUGUGUUUCAAUGUGUGUGUAUUUCAGUUAUUGUUUUAUCUCUGUUUUUUGGUUUUUGGUAUUGUUUUCUACCCUGCAGACUGACACACACACAUGCACACACACUGAUAUUCAGCUGACCCUCGGGGUUUCAGCAUCUUGCUUACUGACACUUUGUCCAGCAGUGACACACACACACACACACACACACACACACACACACAUACUGGGAGAAACCGGUUGGACACCAGAAUCGAGUGUGUUUUUACCACUGUUGUCAGCAUAAUGGGUUUGGAUUUGUUUCUGGCCGCACCGCUGAAAACCAAAAUAUGAAGAAGCCUGCAGUUUGAGACGAGAGCUCGUUGUGAACAGGGAUCGCUAAGCCAAUGACAGUCGUGUCAUAUCUGAAAACAUUCCAGUUUCUAUCAUCAUAACUUCUCAAAAAGUGGAAAAAAAAAUCCAUCGUCAGUCUCUUAUUAAGGGCUUUCUUUUAAGUUUUUUUUUUGUGUUUGAGUGCAACAAGGUGAAUAGUUAGUAGUUCAAGGUGAAUGUUUGUCACCUUUUUCUCUUUUUUUUUUUUUUCCUUACACAGAUGUUUACUUUCAAACUAGCAGAACACUAGACUUUCUCUUUACAUUGUGCCUGCAACAGACUGGUAAAAUUCACGUGUGCUUCACAUGUUGUACAACCUGUAGAUGUCCCCUGUCCCCCCCCCCCCGUCUGUGUACCGUGUGCUCCAUCACACACUUUAACCAAGCCGACAUGCAUGGUCGUGUUCACAGACCUGCAGCCGGGGAGUUUACAGCAGAAAGCACCGUCAAAGAUGUUCCACAGCUCGCUCCUCUUCAUAGAAAUGCACUGAAACAGCAAUGAGAAAGAUUAAAUAUCUAGUCCCUGUGGCGGGGGAUUCAUGUUCAAAUAAUGUCAGCUGUUUUAUAAAUCAGUAGGCCGUAAGAUCCUGGUGUCAAAACACAUGUUUGGAAAUUUAAGAAAAAUAAGAUUUCUCUGUUGCCACUUUGUUUUUCAGACACUCCAGACCUGAUCCCACAUUCAGUCUUCUGUUCAAAUUGCAAACAGUGACAGAAACUGUGAUUUACCUCAAAAUGCCACAGUAGAUCAGUUUUUAAAAAGAAAAAAAAAAAAAAAGCCUUUCCUGACAUCUUUGACGUUGAAUUUUCC
Molecule: messenger RNA, 8167 nt
Organism: Myripristis murdjan (pinecone soldierfish)
Lineage: Eukaryota; Metazoa; Chordata; Actinopteri; Holocentriformes; Holocentridae
Gene: fam13b
Product: family with sequence similarity 13 member B
Exons: 24
Coding region: 430-3597 (1055 amino acids)
Biological process (GO): signal transduction
Source: RefSeq, a predicted model, not a curated record